CUUCCUGUUUUCUGCAACAAGGAAGCAGAAGAUGCAUGAUGGUUGAGAUUUCCACAUUUGCUUGUUAUGAUGGUUAAUUGUCUGUGACAUACUCAAGACGUCCAUGCUGGUCAGAACAGUGCCCUGCAUAUUCUUAUUUUUGUUUAUAACCAUGGCCCAAAUGGCUCAAGAAGACAAAGAGAAGACAACUGCUCUGAAAGAUUUGCUGUCAAGGAUAGAUCUCGAUGAGCUGAUGAAGAAAGAUGAGCCUCCCCUCACCUUCCCAAAGACGCUGGAGGAAUUUGAGUAUGAAUUUAAUGAACGUGGGCAGCUAAGACACACCAAGACUGGCGAGGCCUUCAUCUUCAACUACAGAGAGGAUCUCCACCGGUGGAACCAGAAGCGAUAUGAAGCUCUGGGAGAGAUCAUCACGCAAUAUGUUUACCAGCGCUUGGAGGAAGAGUGCAACUUGACAAGAGAAAUCCUCCCGAUGGACGCCACGGAGGACGAACCAAAGAGCUUCAUCUACCUGAGCGAGGACGCGCUGUCCAACCGGGACAAGCUGCUGGUGCUGAUCCAGGGCAGCGGGGUGGUCCGCGCCGGACAGUGGGCGCGGCGGCUCAUCGUCAACGACGACAUGGACAGCGGCUCCCAGCUCCCCUUCAUCAAGCGCGCCAUGGAGGAGGGCUAUGCGGUGAUGGUGCUGAACCCCAACGAGAACUACCUGGAGGUGGAGAAACAGCCAGCGGCGGCGGCGGCGGGCGCAGGCACGGCAGGCGCCUCAGCGUCAGCAUCAGCGUCGGUGGCGGCGACGGUAGCGUCGUCGACGGCCGCUCCGCAGCAGGACGCGUCCCCCGAGGGGCCCGAGGAGCCGGCGGAGAAGCGCGAGCGCAAGGAGGAGCGCGAGGAGCGCGGGCGCAAGAAGCGCGACUUCUACGAGAAGUACCGCAACCCGCAGAAGGAGAGGGAGACCGAGCACAUCCCUAUACGCGACAACAGUUCUCCAGAGGAACACACCCUGUACGUGUGGGACAACUUUGUGUCCCGAGCGGCCGCCAGGAGCAUCUUCGUGGUCGCCCACAGCUACGGCGGCCUGUCCUUCGUCGAGCUGAUGAUUCAGCGGGAGGCGGAGGUAAAGAACCGUGUGUGUGCGGUGGCCAUGACGGACUCUGUUCAUAACGUUUGGCAUCAGGAGGCCGGCAAGUCCAUCCUGGAGUGGCUACAGGAGCGCUGCUGCAACUGGGUGUCAAGCUCCGAGCCCCUGGACACGCUGGUGGAGUCCAUGCUGCCAGACUGCCCGCGCGUCUCCGCAGGGACGGAGCGGCAUGAGCUGACGUCCUGGAAAAGUUUCCACUCCAUCUUCAAAUUCUUUGCGGAUGCGCUGGAGGCCCAGGAGAGCUCGGACCUGCAGCCGUCCACUACAGUGACCACACGCAGUGCCAACAGAAUCAAACACGACGAGAUUUAACACACACACACACACACACACACACACACACACAAUGCCAAAGCCUCAAGAGUUCUUAGCUCCAGCCAGAGAAAUGUCUAUCCUAUGCCCUGCUGUGUCUACCCUCGCACUCCCUCUCUUGUCUCUUGUUCAUCUCUCUCUCUCUCUCUCUCUCUCUCUCUCUCUCUCUCUCUCUCUCUCUCUCUCUCUCUCUCUCCAUGCAGGGUGGCUGUGGGUGUGAGCAUUAGUCACUUUUUUAACAGUGAAAACGAUCCUCUCCUUCAGGCUUCAAAAACAUAGUAUCAAGAUUGUUGAAUCCAGGGUGUAUACAUCAGACUAACGUUUUGUAUUACUUCUAGAUGAGUGCAACUGUCAAAGCAAUAUGGCUUCAGUGCGCGCGGGCUCCCGCAGGCUCGAGUCGGGAUGUGGUGGCGGCAAUCGCUGCCGAGAUUAAGCAUGACAGGCUGCUCCGCGCGCUGCCUCGUGGUGCACCUCUAAUUGUCCUGACAUGGGCCUGAACUGAGCUAAUGCUGGGGAUGCUCAUCUCCCCCCGGGUCCUAAUGCAAGCCCUUUUGAAUCCCGCUAGACUUUUUUCCUGAUUCUUUCUCUGUCCAGAUCUCGCUGGUGGGGGGGAAAGAAGUUGAACGCUUGCUCACUUGUAUGAUGAAGGGAUAGUAUUUGUCGAACUGCUGCUUUAUUGGUGUUAGAUGUUGAUUUUCGCGAUUUUAUAAAAAAUGCUCGAAAAAAUGACAGUCGAGGAGACUAAGACAGACAUGGACCUUCCCACUUUAGUAAAUCCUGUCUAGUUUUAAAUCACUUAAGCCAGCUGUCAGGGUGCAAUGAAGGAAUGUUGAGUUUUGAGAGAUAGUAACAGUCCAUUCAACAGUCAAGCGAUUUCCGCAGAUCCCUGCCAUGCGUCGGGACAAGAACAGUUCUAAUAAUAUUAUCUUAAGUAUAAAUGAGGUGUCUUAAGAUGUUUGCACAUUGUACUUUCAGUUCUCGAGAGCUCACGCUGUUCGUCCUCACAUUCAGAUAGGACUCUGACAGUCCCGUAUCUCACUCAAACUCCCGAAAUGUCCUUUUUUUGGCGCAAACGAGACGCUUUGUUUCUAGGACAAUGUCAUCUCUCCAGAGCUUGAAGGCAUGCCUGUCCAAACUGUCCUCCCAUCACUCAGAUUUAGAAGUUGUGUGAAUCUCCCAUGAUCUUCUCUUUUAGAAAUCAACCGCCUCUAUUUUUCUGGCCUUUUAGCUUUAUAUUCAACGAGGGUAAAUGUAAUACCGCUUUCACAAUGUUAAUGUUCCAAUCAGUGAAUAAUGCUGCUAUAUUAGCAUGUCUGAUCGUCUAAACAAUACAUCGCAUCAGUAAACACUCUUUAUCUACAUGCAAUGGAAAAAAUAAUGGUUAUUUUCUUAAUCAGAUGCAUAUAUUGGGCUCAGUUGUGAGUUUGUGUAUUUUUAAUGCAGCCAUUUGAAAUAUGCAUUCCAUUUAAUGCUAGUUAUUGGUAGGCUUCGUUGUAGGCAUAUUUCAGUGUGAAAUAAAGUCUAGCCCGUUUAUAAUUUCAGUAAGUUGCCUUAGGAAUAAACAAGACACAUCAAGUUCAUAAGCGUUGUGAGGAAAGGCUAUAGUCUAACAAGCCAUACGCACGCAUAUCCUUCAGGCCUGGUGGAGGCAGCCUUAAAGCAAAUCAAAAGCUCAUUUGAUAUGUAAAUUACAACUAAUUUUAACAUUUUCUCUUUCAAAUAUUUUUAAUCAAAUUGUAUGUACUUUUUAUUGAAGCAUUUACUCUAAUUUACAAUUAGGAAGCCAACAUCCUUCUGGGUGUCCAAUUGUAAUAUCUUUGAUGUUAAAUUGCCGAUGUCCUUUUUAGGUAUGUUGACAAACUUCACGCUAAGAUUUUACAUAUUAAAAAUACACACAUUUUGUCUUUUAUUUUUCAUUUUAAUUCAUCUUAUGUGAUCAUCCUACAUGUAUAUUUCUAAAUGUGUUUUCAGUAUACAUUCAUUGUAAUUAGUAUUAAUAAAAUAUUUUUAAUGUGAA
Messenger RNA from Sardina pilchardus (European sardine), 3464 nucleotides. RefSeq names its product ARB2 cotranscriptional regulator A (gene arb2a). Gene Ontology annotation, cellular component: nucleus. The transcript is spliced from 11 exons. Gene Ontology annotation, molecular function: siRNA binding. Gene Ontology annotation, biological process: regulatory ncRNA-mediated heterochromatin formation. Bases 104 to 1447 code for a protein of 447 amino acids. The record is from RefSeq and is a predicted model, not a curated record. NCBI's taxonomy places the organism in Eukaryota, Metazoa, Chordata, Actinopteri, Clupeiformes, Clupeidae.